CGAACAGGCAGCGCCCUGCAGCCUUGGGUAGUGCAAUUGAACAACACUCGCCUCAAGUACAUGCUCGCUGGACGCUGUGUUUAUAAAGCAUCAAAAUCCCUCUCACAAGCGAUACUCAACAUGGCCAGAACAUCAUUGAUCAAGAAGCAAAACGCGGCCUCAUCCUCAUCUUCCCAGCAAGCCGAGAAAAACGUUUCCGAACAACAGCCACGUCCAGUCAUGCGCGACUAUCCUGGUCUUGGACUUCCGCUUCGCCACAACGAUCAGCGCAAUUAUGGCUUCUACCCCAUUGGCGCACAUGGUUCGAACUACGCAGCGGACACGAAGCCUUUGUUCGUCCGUGAGGUGGCCAUGAUGAGUGUCAUGGAACAGCUUACGGAAAAAGAAGAUUGGCACAAAAAGGUUUUUGACGACAAGAUCGUGGCCAAGUGGCGCGAAGAAGCCCUUGCUAUUCCGAAUUAUGAGUUGUGGAAGCUGGCAACAAGCGCAAAGCGCAUGUACCGGAACAACGUUACUGAAAUGUUCCAGUUUCAGAACGAUAGUGACGUCGAACCACUGGAAGGAAUUAUGACGGAGAAGACAUUUGAUUGCUGUAUCGAGGAACUCCGCAGCAAGGCCGCAUUUCUCGAGAAGACUGGAAUCAUACCAACUCUCGAUGCAUGUGCGUCCGUUGCCAAAUCAGACACCCUGGUCUCUCCCGAGUUGCACGAUGCUUUGCGAGAUGCUUUUGAAACGAUCAAAGCCAGCCAUGCAUCUUCCCCUGACUGGCAUCCGAAUUCCCAAGACAUGGUUCAGGACCUAGUUCACCCGUCCAUGUUUCCUCUAGUCUAUGGCCGCACCCGGGUUUUGAAGGACGAAGUCGUGGGAGUGGCAGAUGCUAUCGAAAAGUGGGCUGGUAAAGGUGACGUUAUCGCAAAAGACACUUCAACCCUCAAUCCCAGAGAUAGAGUACGAUACGGUGUAGGCAGUGGCGAAGUCCCGCCUGAUUACUGGUCAAACACCUACCAAUGGUUGCCAGCGAACGUCGCGUUCCAGGAAGAUAAUUCUGUCAAGUUCACCAGCUAUGUCAACAACCUCCAUCCUACCAAGUACCCCGGUAUCUACCGAACCAUUGAAAAGCUGAUUGAGACUUCUCUUCCAAUGUGGGAUCAAUGUCUUGCUCUGGCUGUGAAGUACAGUGGACGCGAAGGCGCUGGACGGUUGGCGCCUCGAUUUCCCGAACCAGCCAAUGCAGAUGACGAAAACGACGACAAUUGGACUCCGAACAACGCCGCCGAGUGUAAUGAUGUAGAAUUCGACGCGGAGGAAUUCAUGGCAGAGGAAGGCUAUGAACGUGACGACCUUACAGAAGACGUAGUUUUGCGAGCGAAGUGGCACUCUGUGCGCAAAGCAGCCAUGCCCGAACCACCUUUUACGGAAGUGGACUAUGCGCCCAAGGCUGGCAAACGUCUUAUUGACCGAUACCGCGAGUCUGGGCUGCAGAUCAUCGUGAAGAUGGCGUCCAUCGAAUUGACGCCUGAGAAGCCAGAAUUCCCGGUUGGAGGCUGGCACGUCGAGGGCCAGAUGAACGAACACAUCUGCGCCACCGCGCUGUAUUACCUCGAUAGCGAAAACAUCACCGGGAGCAAUCUGUCGUUUCGCAUGCAAACAUCAGCAUACCUAAACGACGACGCCCCAUUUAACGUCGGACAAGACGCGUAUCACUGGAUGGAAAGCGUUUUUGGUACAUCCUUCGGGAAUGGCAAUUCGCCAUGUCUGCAAAACUACGGUAGUGUUGAGACGCGUGAGGGUAGACUGCUAGCUUUUCCAAACGUCUUUCAGCACCGCGUCUCGCCUUUCAAGCUCAUCGAUCCCACCAAGCCCGGCCACCGCCGCUUCAUCGCGCUGUGGCUCGUCGACCCAAAUAAGCGCAUCAUCUCGACAGCCAACGUCCCACCACAGCAAAUGGAUUGGUGGGCCGACUCCGUGCUCGGUUCCACGCCCGAGUCGCGCGCAGAAGCCAUGUCGAAGCUCCCGCCUGAGCUUGUAGCCCUGUUGGAACAGAAAGGCCUUGACGCGAGCCGCCCUGAAGCUGAUGGAGAGAACCCACGACUCCCACAAGAGCUCAUGGACAUGGUACGCGAGCACUUUGACGCUGACGCAGACACGCUGCCGAUGAGUAUGCAGGAAGCGAGAGAGCAUCGCGCCAAGCUGAUGCAGGAGCGAAGUGCGUUCCACGACACGGCUGAGAAGGGAUGGCAGCAGCAUACGUACAGCUUUUGCGAGCACUGAGGAGAGAGCUGGCUGGGACUAGUAAAGUGCGAAAUAAGGGUGGGAUAGAUGUGUCGUUGGAUAAUAGUACUGAAUACUGUAGAUAGACCAAAUUGUGCACGUAACUCCCGUAUUACAAUCAACUUAUUCAUAUGCAUAGGCGAG
Dothidotthia symphoricarpi CBS 119687 is the source of this 2415-nucleotide messenger RNA. RefSeq lists its product as uncharacterized. The record is from RefSeq and is a predicted model, not a curated record. The transcript is spliced from 4 exons. Bases 121 to 2271 code for a protein of 716 amino acids. Lineage: Eukaryota; Fungi; Ascomycota; Dothideomycetes; Pleosporales; Dothidotthiaceae.